Messenger RNA from Mustela lutreola (European mink), 6509 nucleotides. RefSeq names its product potassium voltage-gated channel modifier subfamily V member 1 (gene KCNV1). The transcript has 4 exons. The record is from RefSeq and is a predicted model, not a curated record. Bases 1275 to 2783 code for a protein of 502 amino acids. Gene Ontology annotation, biological process: potassium ion transmembrane transport; protein homooligomerization. Gene Ontology annotation, cellular component: voltage-gated potassium channel complex; membrane. Lineage: Eukaryota; Metazoa; Chordata; Mammalia; Carnivora; Mustelidae. Gene Ontology annotation, molecular function: voltage-gated potassium channel activity; protein binding.
CAGUUACUGUAACUACCCUAAUCCUGAGUUUCGCAGACUUAUGGAAAAUUUAUGUUCUUGAGCGUGUGUGAACACACAGCUCAGGCAAACGGGAAUCCAAACAGCAAUCCUUGAGGUGUCUUCAGGAUGAAUAUAAUAUUCAGUCACCGAGUGCUUCUCUCUUCCUCCUCCGGUCUCACCUCCCUCGGCUCGCAGCAUUCCCCACAGCUGGUGCUGGAAACCACGAACUGCUCGCGAGUGCGGGCGGGGGCGGCCGAGGGGCCGGAGCGGGAGGCGGUGGAGAUGAGGCGAGUCUGAGCAACCAGCGCAGCGCCGGCGCCGAGCUCAGCCUGGAACACAGGCUUCCCGGAUCUGUCAAGUCAGACCUCACGUGCACACCAGGAGAUCGAAGCAAGGCCACCUAACCAGCCGCGACCUCCGAGCGCCGCGCAGAUGUGCGGGGAGCGGAAGGAGGUCGAAACCAGAGGGAGGGAGGAGGAAAUAGAGCGUGAGUGACAAUCAGACCUGAAUGAGAAUGAAUGGGAGCAGAUGAUGUGGCCCCCUCGCCCUGGGCACCCUCCGCCACGUGCUCACGCCCCCAGCGACCGCUCCCGGGGAGGCCUCUGAAGCCUCCGCAGGAAAAGACGACGGAGGAAUACAGAGCCUCAAGUUGGAGAGAACUCAGACCCGGCUACCACUUCCCCUGCUUUCUGAACUUUUUUCCUCUUGGUCUCCUGGGCUGGAGUGAAUCUUACCACCACCCCCGCCCCUGGCCGCGGUUCGUUCCCCCCAGAGUCAUCUUGUCGUCCCCCCCCCCGCCCCCCGCUCCCUCUAGAUCUCCUACCUCUCCCUCCCCGCCCGCUCCAUCCCUCGGUAGCGAAGCAUUGAAUCCGUACACCUCCCGGGCAGGGAAUCUCCAGCAUAAACUUAGUAGGGGUCGGGGCGGGGGGUGGGGGCGGGGGGCGUGAGUCCGGGAAGGGCUUCGGCGCCCGGCAGGGUGCCCCGGGACUGUCCCCGCCUAGACAGCGUCUGAGCUUCCCCCCACCUCCGGCGCGACCCUUCAGCCCCGGCGCCCCGGCCCCGAGCGCCGCGAUCGCGCACUCGCCGCGCCCUAGCGGCCACAGGCGGAACGAGCACAGGGGGUGGAGAGUGGAGAGGUGCGCGGGCGGGAGGCACCCUCCUCGGGAGUCAGGGAAAUCCCGGCUGCCACCAGGGGCCGUGCCACCACCCUCGCUGGACCGAGGCUUCCGGCGCGCCCCCCAACUUUGUGGCGCCCUCACACAGCGGCGGCGGGGAUGGAGCUGCCUCCCCGAGGGCGGGCGCCGCCGGACUCGCCGCUGGACAGCUGCUCCCUGACCUCGCUGGACUCCAGCGUUUUCUGCAGCGAGGGUGAAGGGGAGCCCCUGGCGCUCGGGGACUGCUUCACGGUCAACGUGGGCGGCAGCCGCUUCGUGCUCUCGCAGCAGGCGCUGUCCUGCUUCCCGCACACGCGCCUUGGCAAGCUGGCGGUGGUGGUGGCCUCGUGCCGCCGCCCCGGGGCCCUGACCGCCGUGCCCAGCCCCCUGGAGUUCUGCGAUGAUGCCAACCCCGUGGACAACGAGUACUUCUUCGACCGCAGCUCGCAAGCAUUCCGCUACGUCUUGCACUACUACCGCACCGGCCGCCUGCACGUCAUGGAGCAGCUGUGCGCGCUCUCCUUCCUUCAGGAGAUCCAGUACUGGGGCAUCGACGAGCUCAGCAUCGACUCCUGCUGCAGGGACAGAUACUUCAGAAGAAAGGAGCUGAGUGAAACGUUAGAUUUUAAGAAGGACACAGAAGACCAGGAAAGUCAACAUGAGAGUGAACAGGACUUCUCCCAAGGACCUUGUCCCACUGUCCGGCAGAAGCUCUGGAACAUCCUGGAGAAACCUGGAUCUUCCACAGCUGCUCGAAUCUUUGGGGUCAUCUCCAUCAUCUUUGUGGUGGUGUCCAUCGUCAACAUGGCCCUGAUGUCAGCUGAAUUAAGCUGGCUGGACCUGCAGCUGCUGGAAAUCCUGGAGUACGUGUGUAUUAGCUGGUUCACCGGGGAGUUUGUCCUCCGCUUCCUGUGCGUGCGGGACAGGUGCCGCUUCCUGAGAAAGGUGCCGAACAUCAUAGACCUCCUAGCCAUCCUGCCCUUCUACAUCACGCUUCUGGUAGAGAGCCUGAGUGGGAGCCAGACGACACAGGAGCUGGAAAAUGUGGGACGCAUUGUGCAGGUGUUGAGGCUGCUCAGGGCUCUACGCAUGCUAAAGCUGGGCAGACAUUCCACAGGAUUACGCUCCCUCGGGAUGACAAUCACCCAGUGUUACGAAGAAGUCGGCCUACUGCUCCUAUUUCUGUCUGUGGGAAUUUCUAUAUUUUCAACUGUGGAAUAUUUUGCUGAGCAAAGCAUUCCUGACACAACCUUCACAAGUGUCCCUUGUGCAUGGUGGUGGGCUACAACAUCCAUGACCACCGUGGGCUACGGGGACAUUAGACCAGACACCACCACGGGCAAAAUCGUGGCCUUCAUGUGUAUAUUAUCAGGAAUCCUUGUCUUGGCCUUGCCUAUCGCCAUUAUUAACGACCGCUUCUCCGCUUGCUACUUCACCUUAAAGCUGAAGGAAGCAGCCGUCAGACAGCGGGAAGCUCUGAAGAAACUCACCAAGAAUAUAGCCACCGAUUCCUAUAUCAGCGUUAACUUGAGGGAUGUCUAUGCCCGGAGCAUCAUGGAGAUGCUUCGGUUAAAAGGCAGAGAAAGGGCAAGUACUAGGAGCAGUGGGGGCGAUGAUUUCUGGUUUUGAAUUCACUUUCCAUUUAUGUACAAAAGCUUGUGUACAACUAAACCCAACUGAUAAAGUCUUGAUAUGGAUGUCUGUGUACUGUUGAAGAGUCUCUUUUGAGUAUCACCCGUGUUAGUUUUUACUGAUACAUUGCUUGGUCUGCUAGAAUAGUUCAGGUCCCCCAAACCAAGUGCACACUGAGUCUCACCACUAGUCAUUUAACACAACCCAAUACAAGGAGGCCAAAUGUUUGAAUCGUCAACUAGAAAAUAAGAGUGCAAUACAAACCACAAAGUUUAAAGCUUACGUAUCACUGAUUUUAGAAGUUCUUUGCAUCACUAAUUUAAGAGAAUGGGAGUUAAGCUGCGUAGCCCAGAGCAAAAAUAAGUGAAUAUUUAGGAACAUCCUGAACGACUUGGCUAUUUAAAGACCUUCUCCAAGUAAAUAAAUCAGUCCUUUCUCCAUCAGUUAAAGCUGUUAAAUACAACAAUUUUUGCAAGCAAAAAUCCCCAUUUGACGGCCAUAGAUGGUGACCCUGUCUUCUCUCUGGUGCAAACCCCUGGUCACAGAGGGACUAAGUUCUGAUUCCCAUUGUUACCAUCUGAGGUGGGAACCCCCAAAUUGCUUAGCCAACAGCAGAAGAGGCUUUAUAGAGACUUCGAGAACUGUGCCUUCUCAUCUUCCCCACUGAUUGCAUUCCUGUAGCCUACGGCAGGCGUCUUCCGCAUCCCUGGGAAAUCAGAGGGUCUUCAAAAAUCUCUUUAUUGAUGUGGUGUUCAAAUUGUCUUUAAAAUCACAAAUAUAAAAAAUGUGAAGUUGUGAACAUCCUAAAUAUAGAUACUGAAACUAUUACAUAGUCUUAUUUUAUAAAAUAAGAAUGAUAUGUUGACUGAUACCACCAGUUGAACUGGAAGAUGUUUUAUUUUUUAACAAAAAAUAUCAUAGAUCUCUGAGUGCUGGGGCAUACAGCAAAUGUUCAGACUGCAUCCAUGAUAAUGAUAGAAUUCAUGGACAUUCUGUUGUAUGAUUAAAACCCAAAGCUCUACACCUAAGAAUUAGUUUAUGAUUCCCAAUAGUCUAGUGGAGGAGAUUUUAAAAACUAAUACCUGCAUUUUCAGUGUGUUUAGUAGUGCCUCCAAGGGGAUGAAAUUGGUUCUUGGGGGCAAAAAUAUGAGUCCCUUUAUUCCUAAAACAGAUAUAUACAUGCAGUACACGAAUAGAUUAUAUAGAGUAUAACUAUGGUGUUAAAAUCUCGUGGGGUGGAAAAUUAGAGGAAAAAAUGCUUUGGAGGCUCUUUGCCAGGGUUAGAUUGUGCUAAGAAAUACACAUUGAGAAACACUGCUUUAAUAUAUGGCUAUACCAUAGUUCACCAAGUCUAUUUAAAACAGCCUAUUGUAUUAUGAACCACAAAAAAACAGGGAAGGGAGGAAAGAGGGAAGGACAGAAGGAAGAAAGGGAGGGAGAAGGAAGGAAGAGGAAGGGAGGAAAGAGGAGAGAAGCCAUUCCAUUAUAAGAGGCCAUCGAUUAUAAAAUGCAUCCAGAUUUUGGAUAUGUAAAAAUUUUAAAUAUGCAUCUUAAAUCAAUAAAAUAUCAUAUAUACUACCUCCGGUUUUCUGGUAUGCAUGCUUAAGCUCUGAAAACAUUUUCAGUGAUGUCAUGAGUUUCAGAUUGUAUGCUAAAACAUUUUAAUCCACUUGGCUUAUUUCCACUUCUCCCAAAUAUUAUGAAAGAUUUAAGAGAUAUGAAUGGUAAUAAAAUAAAUAUUUUCCCUCUUACACAAUUCACAGGUGCUGGAGUAUAGCAUAGGGCCACUAAUUCUAGUAUAAAUUCCAUCCAUAGUCUAAAGAUGAAACAGAAGUUAGGUAUAGAAGCCAAACUUCCUGUGGCUUCUCUAGAACUCUCCCCAUUAAGAAUAGUUGCUCUGAUCCAGGUUUGUGUUCUAUACUCAUUGUGUAUGCUGUUAUUAAUCCCAAAAUAUCCCUAUUAAACAAUUAUUAUUAUGCUGGUAUAAGUAUUAGUUUAUUAUAUUUAUUCAUUCAACAAAUAUUUAUUUAGGACCCAUCUGUGGGCUGGGCACUGGAGAUUCUUAAACCAGACUAAGUCCUAUUCUCUUAUAUUUAAUAUUCUAUCUGAGGGUUUGAGGCGAACACAGAUGGUAAAAAAAAAAAAAAAAUGAGAUAUAAGAAGGUAAAAUAACCUGCCUAAAUUCACACACUCCACAUACUGGUGACAGAGUCCAGAAUGAACCCCAAUCUGCUGGACCCCAAAAAAGAUACUCCUGAAAGUCAUAUUAUAGAUUUCAUUAUUCCCACACAGCCUGGGGAUAGGGAUUCAUUUCAUAGCCAGGCAAGCCAAUUUCUUGUGGAUAGAGAAGUUGCCUUAAGAAAAAUUUCAGCUUAUUCUCAGAGGUGGAAUGGUGCUUAUAAGGAACAGCUAUUGGGUCCCUGGGUGGCUCAGUGGGUUAAGCCACUGCCUUCAGCUCAGGUCAUGAUCUCAGGGUCCUGGGAUCCAGUCCCGCAUUGGGCUCUCUGCUCGGCAGGGGUCCUGCUUCCUCCUCUCUCUCUGCCUGCCUCUCUGCCUACUUGUGAUUUCUCUCUGUCAAGUAAAUAAAUAAAAUCUUAAAAAAAAAAAAAAAAGGAACAGCUAUUGCCAUGCUUUACAGCCAUUAUUAGACAAGAAAAAUAUCUGUAGAAUAAUUAAUAGCUAGAAAAAUGCAAAAACUGUAUGUAUUCCAUAGAGAUACAUUUUUCUACCAUCAAAGAUUCUUAACACGUACUUCGUAAAUGUGAUAUGUUAGCAGUAUAUAUUUUGUCAAGAUGUGGACAUUUCAAAAGAAAAUUUUAAAUACCAUCGCUUAGUCAACUUCGCUGUUAAAGUAUCAGCGUACUUAUUCAGCAAUGUACAUAUAAGCCAGCCAAAUUUAAUUUAAAUAACAUGAAAUAACUGUUAAUUUUAUAUCCUGUCAUUUGAAAAACAUUUAAUAUUUUUUCACAAAUGUAGGAAUUAUUGCUACAAAACAAUGUAUUUAAUUUGGAAAUAUAAAUAAUGGAAUUAUUGGCUUUCUUUAAGCUUUUUAGAGAACACUAAUUAAAAACAUUUGUGUGCACAGAGGUAAUGCCUGAAUAUCUAAAAGAGCAAUUUUAAGAAGUCACUGUGGUGUCUCUAGCAGAAGUGUGGCAAGAUGAGCAUGUGUUACUAGGUUCUUUUCUUUUAUAUAUAAGGAAUUAUUGCAUCUAUCAUUUUAAUGCAAAUUAGUGUUAAAUAUAAUGUAUUAGAUGCAUAAAGAAGUAAACUGAGGUAGAAAUCUCAGUGCUGUGUUUCAAUGUGGAAUUCUUACUCUGAUUAAAAUCUUUGACUAAGCUUUUGCAGAAAAUAUACCUGCUGGCCCAAGUUAUCGGAGCAACAGAUUAUCAUUGGGUAAGAUUAAUGCUUUGACGAACAUUUCCGCUGAAACAUUUUGUUAACAUGAAAAACCUGCUCUUUUGAAAUAUUAACCAUUAAUAUCUGUGUCUUAUCAGUCCUUCAGUUCAGGUCCAAGAUACCGGUUACAAAUGACGUGUUUUAGGGCUUCCCUUGGUGAUUUUCCUUCACAAAGCACCACCACUCCCAAACCUCUUUGCUAAUACAUGAAAUAAAAUGCCCCAUAGGAGGCAUUUUACUCAUAAACCACACUGGCAAUUGUUUAUGCGGCAUGUCUUUAGGGUUACUGGGAAACGUCCUCACUUGCCUUCUGUUAGAAUCUCUCCC